Messenger RNA from Silurus meridionalis, 1124 nucleotides. Its product is annotated as stress-associated endoplasmic reticulum protein 1-like. The transcript is spliced from 3 exons. The coding region runs from base 117 to 314 and encodes 65 amino acids. NCBI's taxonomy places the organism in Eukaryota, Metazoa, Chordata, Actinopteri, Siluriformes, Siluridae. Gene Ontology annotation, cellular component: endoplasmic reticulum. Gene Ontology annotation, biological process: endoplasmic reticulum unfolded protein response. The record is from RefSeq and is a predicted model, not a curated record.
UGUGAGUACGUAGCAAAUAAAGAAAGGCAACUUUUUUUCUCCCUCAGUCAGCUCAGCGGCGUGUCACUGAUUUCACUCGCGACUUCGGACACACAGUGGUGAAAGACUGCGUCAGGAUGGUGGCGAAGCAGCGAAUCCGCAUGGCCAACGAGAAGCACAGCAAGAACAUCACGCAGCGGGGAAACGUCAAGUCGUCGAAAACUAACACGGACGACAAAGGGUCAGUGGGACCGUGGCUCCUGGCGCUCUUUAUCUUUGUCGUCUGUGGAUCAGCCAUAUUCCAGAUCAUCCAGAGCAUCCGGAUGGGAAUGUAACCCCGGAAGCACAGAUGACGCCGACACAGCGACGACUCAACACAUUCCUCCAUCCUCCUGCUUUUGCAAUAAAGGACUUUUCGUUUAAUUGAAGUGAUUCGGUUUACUCGCAACAAGUGGCUCGGUGUGCGAUUCCUUUUCCUGUGCCUUAUUUCCUGUGCAAGGAAAAAUUUCCAUCCGCUACGCUUCGUUCUUUCAGAUGUGACGAGUCUUAAUUACUUACAUUCCUUUGCUGCAGGUGGUCAUUUAAAAAAAUUAUCCCGUCUUUUUUUUUUUUUUUCUUUUUUUUUUUUAUAUAUAUAUAUAUAUAUAUAUAUAUAUAACCGACAAAAAUUUGCACAAGUCGGGAGUGGAAGACCUUCUUUCGCUUUUUUUUGACCACUAAUCACUUGAUCGUUUCCUCUUUGAUUUUGACAGUAUUUUCCCGACGUGUGCUACGAUCCAGAUUAGUCUUUCUGGGACUCAAAUGGGCUUCAUCUCAGUUGCAGUUCUCAGGCACAUACAGUAGUCAUGGGGUGAAACAAAUAAUGUCAUCAAGAGCAUGGUUUCUGUUUGUCCUUUUCUUUUUUUUAUCCACCACAGGAAAUUUCUUUGUAUUUGGAUGGCAAAGUGCUGAGGAUUUUUACUUACUUGCAAAUUAAUGUUUGGCAAGUAAAAGUCAAUAGUAAAAACCAGAAAGGAUUUUUUUUAAAACUAAUGAAAUUAUACGCAGUAGCGCCCUCUUGCGUCCACGAGUGAAUAACGCUAUAUAUUUGGUGGGUUUCUGUUUUUAUUGCAGGAUUGAUUGAUUAAAAAAUAUCUAUUACUAUG